AUGACGGGCAGAUCGCGCCGGGGGGUCAAAUUCCCCCACGCCAAGCACAACGGCCACGACGGCCGUCGUGCUAGCUUCAGCGAUGUCAGCGAGGAAGGGUCGCCGGCGAAGUUGAGAGGCUCUGGGACCCUCGAGAACAUAGAAGAGAAAACCCAAUCGCCUGAAGAGCAGCAACAGUCCGAGUACGAAAAGAAGAAGGCCAACUUCAUCACGCGCACCUUCUGGACCCUCGUCAUGAUCGCCGGAUUCUUCGCCGCCCUGUUCAUGGGCCACGUCUACAUCCUCGUGAUCAUCACGGCCAUACAGAUAAUAUCGUUCAAGGAGGUCAUCGCCAUCGCCAACGUGCCGAGCCGUGCGCGCGACCUGCAGUCUACCAAGAGCCUUAACUGGUACUGGCUGGCGACGACCAUGUACUUCCUGUACGGAGAGAGCGUUGUCUACUACCUAAAGCACAUCGUCCUGGUCGACAAGGUCCUGCUGCCCCUCGCGACGCACCACCGCUUCAUCAGUUUCAUCCUCUACGUCUUUGGCUUCGUGUUCUUCGUCGGCUCGCUCAAGGCCGGCCACCUCAAGUUUCAGUUCUCGCAGUUUGCCUGGACGCACAUGGCGCUGUUCCUCAUCGUCGUGCAGGCCCACUUCAUCAUGAACAACGUCCUCGAGGGCAUGAUCUGGUUCUUCCUCCCCGCGGCGCUCGUCAUCACAAACGACAUCUUCGCUUACAUCUGUGGAAUUACGUUUGGUCGCACCCAGCUCAUCAAGCUGUCGCCCAAGAAGACGGUCGAGGGCUUCGUCGGCGCCUGGAUCAUGACGGUCCUCUUCGGCAUCGGCCUCACCUCGGUGCUGCUACGCUCCAAGUACUUCAUCUGCCCGGCGACGGACCUCGGGGCCAACAUAUUCACGGGCCUGGACUGCGACCCGAACCCCGUGUUCAUCCCGCGGACCUACUCCACGCCGCAGCUGUUCUUCCUGCCUGACAAGUACCAGGUCAGCGUGACCAUGGCACCCAUGCAGAUCCACACCUUCUUCUGGGCCAGCUUCGCCUCGCUCAUCGCCCCGUUCGGCGGCUUCUUCGCCUCGGGCCUGAAGCGGACCUUCAAGAUCAAGGACUUUGGCGACUCGAUCCCCGGCCACGGCGGCAUGACCGACCGUAUGGAUUGCCAGUUCAUCAUGGGGCUGUUCGCGUUCAUCUACUACCACACCUUCAUCGCUUUCAAGCGGUCCUCGGUCAGCCACGUUAUGGAGUUGGCCAUCAUGGAGUUGACGGCCGACGAGCAGAUCGAGGUCAUCAAGGGCGUGCUGAAGUACCUGAGUAACCAGGGUGUUGUCGAGCCCGAGACGCCCGCUUCGUUCGACAAGCUCCUGGCAGCGAGCAGGCACAUAUGA
Chaetomium strumarium is the source of this 1383-nucleotide messenger RNA. Its product is annotated as cytidylyltransferase family-domain-containing protein. Bases 1 to 1383 code for a protein of 460 amino acids. Lineage: Eukaryota; Fungi; Ascomycota; Sordariomycetes; Sordariales; Chaetomiaceae. Gene Ontology annotation, molecular function: phosphatidate cytidylyltransferase activity. The transcript has 4 exons. The record is from RefSeq and is a predicted model, not a curated record. Gene Ontology annotation, cellular component: endoplasmic reticulum membrane.